This is a messenger RNA of Betta splendens (Siamese fighting fish), 1840 nucleotides long. RefSeq names its product ring finger protein 168 (gene rnf168). The transcript has 8 exons. Gene Ontology annotation, biological process: double-strand break repair. Gene Ontology annotation, cellular component: site of double-strand break; nucleus. NCBI's taxonomy places the organism in Eukaryota, Metazoa, Chordata, Actinopteri, Anabantiformes, Osphronemidae. The record is from RefSeq and is a predicted model, not a curated record. Bases 367 to 1572 code for a protein of 401 amino acids. Gene Ontology annotation, molecular function: nucleosome binding; ubiquitin-protein transferase activity.
CUUGAACACAGCACGGCGGUGGAACAUGCGCAGAACUCCAGCGGACGAUAACGCGGGUGUUCGGUACAUGCUAGCCUCCGGUGACCUCAGCUAGCCCUCCGUUCGUUCACCUACGGUUGUGAGCACAGAGCUCUGCGUUGUCACAGCAGCGGGAGUGAAGGAGAAGGAGCGGGAAUCAGCUGAAAGCCUGGGCUGAACCGUGUUAUUUUGAACAAGUUACUAAAGCUAAAGGUUAGCCGUUAGCACUACCAAAACAAGUUUAGCUUGAAGCUAACUUUAACCUCCGAAGCUACAAACGUCCAGAAACUCUCCGAAGGCCUCUAAGCCUGGUUCCAAACGGUCCCGGUUUGUUUGUGAAGGAGGAAAAUGGGCCCAGUGUCUGACAGGAGAGGACGGGCCCUGUCUGUGGAUGACUGUCGCUGUCCCGUUUGUCUGGACAUCUUCAUGGAGCCGGUCACGCUCCCCUGUUCACACACCUUCUGUAAGAGCUGUUUCCUGGAGUCGGUGGACAAGGCCACGCUGUGCUGUCCUAUGUGUAGGAAGAGGGUUUCCACUUGGGCUCGACACAGCAACAGGAACAACUCGCUGGUCAACCAGAAACUGUGGACACAGAUCCAGACCUGUUUCCCUUUACAGUGUCAGCGAAGGCUGAGUGGACAGGAAGACGAGGAUGAUGCAACAGCCUCCACUUUUUUCCCCAGAGUCAGUGAACCUGGGGCGCUCAGGCAGGAGUAUGAAGACCAGGUCUUUAAACUGACAGAAGAGAAGCGAGUGAUGGAUGAGGAACAGAAGAAGGCCAGUGAGGAGUACAUCCAGAAACUGCUGGCAGAGGAACAGGAGCUCUUGCAGCAGGACAUGAGGAGGAGGGAGGAAGAUGAACAACUGGCACGACAGCUUAGCAACCAGCUGAAUUCAGCUUCACCCUCUCAGGAGAUCAGCCAUCUUUCCAACAGUACUCCUGCCAAGAAGAAAGUUGAAUCUGGACAGAUUGAGAGGUUUUUGUGUCCUCUUCCAUUCAAAUCGAGCUCACCCAACUCUAACAAGGAGAAGGUUUUGUCUGAGGUGAAGCUGCAGGUCAUGGUGCCCUUCCACUCUCCUCCUCAUGGACCACAGAGUCUUCACCCAGAGGAUCAGACUCGGAGAAAUCAGCUCAUCACACAUGGUCAGCCUUCAUCAUCCAAAAGGAAAACAUCAGCUGAAGAAGUGGAGGAGAUAGUGGUCACUAAGCGAGUCUGUCCUUCAUCCUCUCUGGAGCUGGAGAGCUCAGUUCUGCAGUGUCAGGUGGAGCAGCUGAGCAGACGACAGCAGGAGGAGGAGGACCGGCACCUUGCCCUGCUUCUGCAGAAGGAGCUGGACAAAGAGGAGAGACAGAGAUGCCCUGACAGACGCAAAGGGUCCAGUGACGCCUACCCGCUCCGCCAGAACCACAGGAGCAAAGUGGAGAGGAAGAACCCCAGCAGAGCGUCCAGGGGACUGUCAAAGACCUCCAUCUCCUCUCCUUCCCCUGCCGUGUCCCCCUCCUCCUCCAAACAGACCAAGCUCACUCAGCUGUUCUCUAACUUGAGAAGCUGAGCUUAUUCUGUUGGAUCCUCCAGGUUUGGCUAUAAUUCGUGAUUUUCAACUCACAGAGCACGAGUUGUGAUUAAUGAUGGACUGAAGUUCCCCAGAGGAGGAAGAUGCCUCAUGGCUCCGGAGGAGAAUCAUGAUGACAUCAGUGUGAAAUAAAAACAGAGUGGUUCCCAUGCAGCUCCGAAGGUGCUAAAAUAGUCAGGUGUUAUAGUAUUUUAGUUUUUCAGACUGUUCCCACAAUAAAAUAAAAAAACACAAUGUCUCAAAUUAA